Molecule: messenger RNA, 270 nt
Organism: Cercopithifilaria johnstoni
Lineage: Eukaryota; Metazoa; Nematoda; Chromadorea; Rhabditida; Onchocercidae
Source: the annotation of a GenBank genome assembly
AUGAGUGCUCAAGAAGCUGGAUUAUCAAAUUCUAUAGGCUACAAUAAUUUGUUCAAAGCAAAACGUUCUGCAGAUCAGAUUCCGAUGAAGUCAACAGACGAUCCACUGCACACUAACAUAUUGAAAGAAAUGUUACUAAAGAAAAUGCUGGUGAACGGUGCAAAGCGUGGUAAACUUGAAAAUGAAGGUGAUAGUGAUUAUGAAUAUGAUUUACGAUUGUGCACGGAGUACCUUAAACUUAUAUCAAAAAAGUUUGCGGUAGAAAAAUAA